This is a messenger RNA of Trichobilharzia szidati, 1785 nucleotides long. Lineage: Eukaryota; Metazoa; Platyhelminthes; Trematoda; Strigeidida; Schistosomatidae. The record is from the annotation of a GenBank genome assembly.
AUGGUCGAUUACAAUAAACCCACUCCGUAUAUUGCAAAUGCUGAUGGCGCCUUCAUCGUCACACCACUAAGCGCAACUCAAGAUGGACAAGUAGUCUUACAGCCGAAUAAAUUGGGAUUAUCCAACAUAGGUGAAGAUACGGUUGUAGUUAUGGCUGAUGAUACAGAGACAUUGAAAAAUAUGAUCGCUUCAGGUGGUGUUACAGCUAUUGUGACUGAGGAUGGCACAGAGUAUCUGCAGCUUUUCGAUCCGAGUGUGGGAGGUGCACAAAUCAUUGAAACACCAGAUCAACAAACCCAACCUUGGAAUCCAGUCGCAUUAUCGCAACAAUUUGAUAGUGUAAACUACCAAUGCCCGUCUUGUCCAGCAUUGCUUAGCAGUGUAAAUGCUUUCACUAAACACAUGCGACAGAAGCACUCCGUUAAACUGUACGCGUGUCAUCAAUGUGGGUGGUUUUUUGAGACCCUCAGUCAAGUAUUCCUUCAUGCUCGGCGCAGCCAUGUUGAUCCAAAGAAGCCCGAAAGAAAUCCUGCAAAUUUCAAAUUUCAUUGUGAUCAGUGCGAUUAUAAGACAAAUAAUAGAGUAACCAUGGAACAUCACAAACGUUCGCAUGCUGGAGAAAAACCUUAUGUCUGUGAAGUUUGCAAUAAAAGGUUUACACAAAGGACCAAUAUGAUAACCCAUCGGAAUCGACACAUACAUCGUGAUAAAAUAUUUCGUUGCGAGGCAUGUGAUAAAGCCUUUUCAUCUCACGACAUUUAUCUUAGUCAUUUGCAGACAAGGGAACAUGAACUUCGUGAGUACUUCGAGGUGAUAAGUUCCCAACAGUUAUCUAUAGAGUGUUUGGGGUGCUCAGUUACCUUCGAUAGUAUAUACAAUCUGAGUAAGCAUACACGGCGUUGUUGGACAGCUCGUACACUCCAAACUAAAUUUCGAUGUUUGCCAUGCAAUGUUUAUGUGAAUGAUGUGUUAUCAUUGAGAGUCCACAUUAAAACUCAUAGAAGAAGUGAGAUAAUAUCAUGUCCAUUGUGUGGUGAACAGGGUUUUCCUGGUUUCAAUCAACUGAGUCAUCAUAUUACAAGAACCCAUGAUCUGAAAGUCAAUCGCCGCCACGUCUGCCGUUAUUGCGAAUUCACAUUCAAUUUAAAGAAGGAUUUAGAGGAGCAUGUCCGUAACAUGCACACUGGAGAGCGUAACACGCGUCAGUCACGAGGAUCAGUGGGCCGCCUAAAGUGCCAUUGUGGCGAUUGUGAAUUCACGACGAAUUCAAUGAUUCUGUUAGAUCGACAUCACGAUAAACACCGACGUCAAGAAGCAAAAGCUGAUCUCAAAAUACCUCCUGCCCACGAUGUGACCAGAUCUACCAUUGUACUUGUGAAGUCGAAUACUUGGAAAUCACAAGGUGGAGAUGAACACACUAGACUGGGUGGCGCAAUAAAGACCAAUACAUCAAGUGGUCGAAUAUCCCGAGCUCGCCGUCCUCCAGAGUGGCUUCGAGAUUAUCACACCGAUUUUCCAAUGCACAAUGAAAGUACUGAGCUGAUGGAAGAAGAAGAAGAAGUGCAAAUCCAACUACCACCAGGUUUUGAAUUUUGCGAUCUGUCCACUGUGGACGACAGUGACAUCCCAACUGAAGAGUGGAACAUUGUUAUAUAUGAUGACGAUGAAGAUGAUGAAGAUGACAAUGAGGAAGAAGACAGAGAGAACCAUUUGAAUUAUGAAGGUGAAGAUGACAAUGCUAUCAGUCAAUGUACUACCAAUGAUACUACUGGUCUGUUGAGUUAG